This is a messenger RNA of Cebus imitator (Panamanian white-faced capuchin), 3026 nucleotides long. It is a transcript of the gene SOX4, whose product is annotated as SRY-box transcription factor 4. Gene Ontology annotation, molecular function: DNA-binding transcription activator activity, RNA polymerase II-specific; RNA polymerase II cis-regulatory region sequence-specific DNA binding. The transcript has a single exon. The coding region runs from base 1276 to 2688 and encodes 470 amino acids. Lineage: Eukaryota; Metazoa; Chordata; Mammalia; Primates; Cebidae. Gene Ontology annotation, biological process: cell differentiation; positive regulation of transcription by RNA polymerase II; anatomical structure morphogenesis. The record is from RefSeq and is a predicted model, not a curated record.
UGAUUCUUUAUUCUAAUGCUGAAAAGAACUAAUAAAAAUAAUCACUUGGCUUUUAAGCAGAAAGCUUCCAUUUACAGUAUUUCACCCUUACCCCGCCCCCUUCCAAGCCCCUUGUUAUCUAACAUAAUGGUUAGAAUACAUUUCCGUCUCUCCCCUUAAUAAUUUCAUGCAUUAACAUCCCUUUCACACACUAAACACACACACGCGCGCGCGCCCGCGCGCGCACGCACACACACACACACACACAGCAAAAGGAAAAAAGAGGCAGCAGAAAUCUCAGCUGUACUUCUAGCCCUUUUAAAAAGUUUGCUCUGUAAAUUGGAAUGAGGUCAGAUUUGGAGCUUCUCAUUGCACGCGGAGAUUAUUAUUGCAUCGGGUUCCAAGCCAAUGGGAAGCCCGGGGGCGGGGCUUGGCAUGAGGAAGCGUUGGUUACAGCGGCUGAUUGGCUGCAGCCGAGACUGUGAAAGGAUAAAGAGGCGCGAGGCGGAAUUGGGGUCUGCUCUAAGCUGCAGCAAGAGAAACCGUGUGUGAGAGGAAGAGGCCUGUCUCGCUCGCGGGUCUCUAGUUCUUGCAAGCUCUUUAAGAGUCUGCACUGGAGGAACUCUUGCCAUUACCAGCUCCCUUCUUGCAGAAGGGAGGGGGAAACAUACAUUUAUUCAUGCCAGUCUGUUGCAUGCAGGCUUUUUGGCUUCCUACCUUGCAACAAAAUAAUUGCACAAACUCCUUAGCGCCGAUUCCGCCCACAGAGAGUCCUGGAGCCAGAGUCUUUUUUGCUUUGCAUGGUAGGAGAGGGACUAAGUGGUAGAGAGACUAUGUCGCUUUCCUGAGCUACCGAGAGCGCUCGCGAACUGGAAUCAGCUGCUUCAGGGGGAAAAACACACGCACACACACACACACACACACACACACACAACACACGACUUGCCUGGGAGGCCGCGAGAAACUUGCAUUGGAAGCUUCGGCAACCAGCAUUCGAGAAACUCCUCUCUACUUUGGCACGGUCUCCAGACUCAGCCGAGAGACGGCAAACUGCAGCGCGGUGAGAGACUCUCCAGCCUGGGAACUAUAACUCCUCUGCGAGAGGCGGAGAACUCCUUCCCCGCAUCCUUGGGGGACUUUUCUCUCCUCGCGCUCCUCCGCCCCUGCGAGGAGUUGAGGGGCCGGUUCGGCCGCCGCUCGGCGUGUGCUUGGCCCGGGGAGCCGGGAGGGCCCGGCGAUCGCGCCGCGGCCGCCGCGAGGGUGUGAGCGCGCGUGGGCGCCCGCCGAGCCGGGGCCAUGGUGCAGCAAACCAACAAUGCCGAGAACACGGAAGCGCUGCUGGCCGGCGAGAGCUCGGACUCGGGCGCCGGCCUGGAGCUGGGCAUCGCCUCCUCCCCCACGCCCGGCUCCACCGCGUCCACGGGCGGCAAGGCCGACGACCCGAGCUGGUGCAAGACCCCGAGCGGCCACAUCAAGCGGCCCAUGAACGCCUUCAUGGUGUGGUCGCAGAUCGAGCGGCGCAAGAUCAUGGAGCAGUCGCCCGACAUGCACAACGCCGAGAUCUCCAAGCGGCUGGGCAAACGCUGGAAGCUGCUCAAAGACAGCGACAAGAUCCCUUUCAUCCGAGAGGCGGAGCGGCUGCGCCUCAAGCACAUGGCUGACUACCCCGACUACAAGUACCGGCCCAGGAAGAAGGUGAAGUCCGGCAACGCCAGCUCCGGCUCCUCCGCCGCCGCCGCCUCCAAGCCGGGGGACAAGGGAGACAAGGUCGGUGGCAGCGGCGGGGGCGGCGGCGGCGGCGGCGGCGGGAGCGGCCACGCGGGGGGAGGAGGCGGCGGUGCGAGCGGCGGCGGCGCCCCCUCCAAGCCCGCGCAGAAGAAGAGCUGCGGCUCCAAGGCGGCGGGCGGCGCGGGCGGCGGGGGCGGCAAACCGCACGCCAAGCUCAUUCUGGCGGGCGGCGGCGGCGGGAAAGCAGCAGCGAACGCCGCCUUCGCCGCCGACCAGGCGGGGGCCGCCGCCCUGCUGCCCCUGGGCGCCGCGGCCGCCGCCGACCACCACGCGCUGUACAAGGCGCGGACUCCCGGCGCCUCGGCCUCCUCGGCGGCCUCGGCCUCCGCCGCGCUGGCGGCCCCGGGCAAGCACCUGGCGGAGAAGAAGGUGAAGCGCGUCUACCUGUUCGGCGGCCUGGGCGCGGCGGCGGCGUCGCCCGUGGGCGGCGUGGUCGCGGGCGCCGACCCCAGCGACCCCCUGGGCCUGUACGAGGAGGGGGGCGCGGGCUGCUCGCCCGACGCGCCGAGCCUGAGCGGCCGCAGCAGCGCCGCCUCGUCCCCCGCCGCCGGCCGCUCGCCCGCCGACCACCGCGGCUAUGCCAGCCUGCGCGCCGCCUCGCCCGCCCCGUCCAGCGCGCCCUCGCACGCGUCGUCCUCGGCCUCGUCCCACUCGUCGUCGGCCUCCUCCUCGGGCUCCUCGUCCUCCGACGACGAGUUCGAAGACGACCUGCUCGACCUGAACCCCAGCUCAAACUUUGAGAGCAUGUCCCUGGGCAGCUUCAGCUCGUCGUCGGCACUGGACCGGGACCUGGAUUUUAACUUAGAGCCCGGCUCCGGCUCGCACUUCGAGUUCCCGGACUACUGCACGCCCGAGGUGAGCGAGAUGAUCUCGGGAGACUGGCUGGAGUCCAGCAUCUCCAACCUGGUGUUCACCUACUGACGGGCGCGCGGGCAGGGAGGAGGAGGGCCGGGGGGUCGGAGAGGAGAAAAAAAAAGAAAAAAAGAAGAAAAAAGAAACGAAAAGGACAGACGAAGAGUUGAAAGAGAAAAGGGAGAAAAAAAGGAAAAGAAAAAAAAGUGAGCAGUGCUGGCUUCUGCCGCGUCCCCGUCGUCGGAGAGGAGCGCGGCGGCGUUUUGGACCCGCGCUCCCAUCCCCCACCUUCCCGGGCCGGGGACCGACCCUGCCCAGCCGGAGGGACGCGGGGGAGGCGGAGGGUAGACAGGGGCGACCUGUGAUUGUUGUUAUUGAUGUUGUUGUUGAUGGAAAAAAAAAAAAAA